AUGUCUUUUCGAGGCGGAGGUCGUGGAGGCUUUAAUCGAGGGGCUGGAGGUGGCGGCUUCAGUCGCGGCGGUGGCGGCAACAACAACCAUUUUCGAGGUGGAGGCGGCGGCAGUUUCAGAGGCGGCGGCAGCGGCAGAGGCGGAUUUGGACGAGGGGGUGGCCGUGGAGGUUUUAACAAAUUCCAAGACCAGGGACCUCCAGAACGUGUAGUUUUGUUAGGAGAGUUCAUGCACCCCUGUGAAGAUGACAUUAUUUGUAAAUGUGUCACAGAUGAAAAUAAGGUGCCUUACUUCAAUGCUCCUGUUUAUUUAGAAAACAAAGAACAAAUUGGAAAAGUGGACGAAAUAUUUGGACAGCUUAGAGAUUUUUAUUUUUCAGUUAAAUUAUCAGAAAACAUGAAGGCAUCUUCCUUUAAAAAACUACAGAAGUUUUACAUAGACCCAUACAAGCUGCUACCAUUGCAGAGGUUUUUACCUCGACCUCCAGGUGAGAAAGGACCUCCAAGAGGCGGUGGCAGGGGAGGUCGAGGAGGAGCAGGAGGACGAGGAGGAGGAAGAGGAGGAGGUGGCAGAGGUGGCGGUAGAGGUGGUGGUUUUAGAGGUGGAAGAGGAGGUGGAGGCUUCAGAGGAGGAAGAGGAGGUGGUGGUUUCAGAGGGAGAGGACAUUAA
Messenger RNA from Orycteropus afer afer, 669 nucleotides. RefSeq names its product GAR1 ribonucleoprotein (gene GAR1). Gene Ontology annotation, cellular component: box H/ACA snoRNP complex. Lineage: Eukaryota; Metazoa; Chordata; Mammalia; Tubulidentata; Orycteropodidae. Gene Ontology annotation, molecular function: box H/ACA snoRNA binding. Gene Ontology annotation, biological process: ribosome biogenesis; snoRNA guided rRNA pseudouridine synthesis. The record is from RefSeq and is a predicted model, not a curated record.